Messenger RNA from Chelonoidis abingdonii (Abingdon island giant tortoise), 4559 nucleotides. Lineage: Eukaryota; Metazoa; Chordata; Testudines; Testudinidae. The record is from RefSeq and is a predicted model, not a curated record.
AAAAUAAACAUAUCAAGGAUUAUCUCCAGCAGGAAAAACAGCUGCAACUAAAGGGGCAGCAAUGCAAAAGCCCAGGAGUCCGGAGUCAGACCUCUGAGAUUUGUGAAGAGCUAAGUGAGUUGUACGUGGAUAAACAAUUGAAGGCUGAGCUGCCGCCAACACCAUCACCACUACUGCUAGGGCAAAAAGAGCUUGAUGAAAACAGUCUCUCUGAAGGCAGCACAGUAGAUUUGGGAAAUUCUGCAGAGCUACUGGAACAGAUCCCCGAGCUGGCUGAUGAUUUAAUGGAACCUGAGAACUGUUUUCCAGAAGUCUGUGUCCGAUUCUUCCCUUGCUGUUCAGUGGACACCACAACAUUUUCAGGCAAAAUUUGGUGGAGGCUGAGGAAAACCUGCUACAGAAUAGUUGAACACAACUGGUUUGAAACUUUCAUCAUAUUCAUGAUCCUGCUGAGCAGCGGCACGCUGGCAUUUGAAGAUAUUUACCUUGAAGAGAGAAAAAACAUUAAAACCCUGUUGGAAUAUGCUGACAAAAUUUUCACUUACAUCUUUGUCCUGGAGAUGUUUCUGAAAUGGGUGGCUUAUGGCUUCAAGAAAUAUUUCACCAAUGCCUGGUGUUGGCUCGAAUUCCUAAUUGUAGAUGUCUCUUUAAUAAGCCUCAUAGCUAACUCACUUGGAAGUUCCGAAAUAGACACCAUGAAAUCCCUUAGGACUCUCCGAGCUUUGAGACCAUUAAGAGCAUUGUCACGAUUUGAAGGGAUGAGGGUGGUUGUGAAUGCCCUGUUAGGCGCCAUCCCUUCCAUCAUGAACGUUCUCCUCGUCUGCCUCAUUUUCUGGCUCAUUUUUAGCAUCAUGGGAGUGAACCUGUUUGCAGGAAAGUUUGGAAAAUGCAUUAACAAGACAGCAGGAGAUAUGCCUUUAGACUCUAAAGUUAUUAAUAACAUGAGUGAGUGCAUAAUCUAUAACGUGACAGGCAAUUUUUACUGGACAAAAGUUAAAGUCAACUUUGAUAACGUUGGUGCUGGUUACCUGGCUCUUCUACAGGUGGCAACAUUUAAAGGUUGGACGGAUAUUAUGUAUGCAGCAGUAGAUUCACGAGGGUGUGAGGAGCAACCUGAAUGGGAAUAUAAUUUAUACAUGUACCUCUACUUUGUGAUUUUCAUCAUCUUCGGGUCUUUCUUCACAUUGAAUCUCUUUGUCGGUGUCAUUAUUGACAAUUUUAACCAACAAAAGAAAAAGUUAGGUGGGCAAGACAUCUUUAUGACAGAGGAACAGAAAAAGUAUUACAAUGCGAUGAAAAAACUGGGCUCCAAGAAACCCCAAAAACCCAUCCCAAGGCCACUGAACAAAUACCAAGGUUUUAUCUUUGAUAUAGUCUCAAAACAAGCCUUUGAUGUCUCCAUCAUGAUUCUCAUCUGCCUUAACAUGGUCACCAUGAUGGUGGAAACGGAUGACCAGAGUCUAGAAAAAGUGAACAUCCUUCAUAAAAUCAACGUGCUCUUUGUUGCCAUCUUCACAGCAGAGUGUGGCAUCAAAAUGUUGGCUUUAAGACACUAUUAUUUCACCAAUGGCUGGAACAUAUUUGAUUUUGUUGUUGUGAUUCUAUCCAUUGUGGGUACCGUGCUUUCUGACAUCAUUCAAAAAUAUUUUUUCUCUCCUACACUCUUCAGAGUCAUUCGCUUGGCUCGGAUUGGCCGAGUCCUAAGACUUAUACGGGGAGCCAAAGGAAUUAGAACUCUCCUUUUUGCCUUAAUGAUGUCCCUUCCUGCUCUGUUCAACAUUGGUCUCCUCCUUUUUCUGGUCAUGUUUAUUUAUGCCAUUUUUGGAAUGGCUAAUUUUGCCUAUGUUAAAAAGGAGCAUGGGAUUGAUGACAUGUUCAACUUCCAAACCUUCGCUAACAGCAUGCUCUGUCUUUUCCAAAUUACAACCUCUGCUGGCUGGGACGCUCUUCUCAAUCCUAUUUUAAACACUGGCCCGCCAUAUUGUGAUCCGAACCUAAAAAAUGCAAAUGGUUCAAAGGGAGACUGUGGAAGCCCUGCUGUAGGGAUUCUAUUCUUCGUUACUUAUAUCAUUAUAUCAUUUCUCAUUGUUGUAAACAUGUACAUAGCCAUUAUUUUAGAGAACUUCAGCGUAGCCACUGAGGAAAGUACAGAGCCUCUAGGUGAAGAUGACUUUGAUAUGUUUUAUGAAGUCUGGGAGAAAUUUGAUCCUGAGGCAACUCAGUUUAUUGAGUAUUCGGCACUUUCAGACUUUGCAGAUGCUCUGGCAGAACCUUUACGCAUAGCAAAACCAAACAAAAUUAAACUCAUAGCCAUGGACCUUCCCAUGGUCAGUGGAGAUAGGAUCCACUGUUUGGAUAUUUUAUUUGCUUUUACCAAACGGGUACUAGGAGAAACUGGGGAAAUGGAUGCCCUUAAAAUACAGAUGGAGGAAAAGUUUAUGGCUGCCAAUCCAUCUAAAAUUUCUUAUGAACCAAUCACAACCACAAUCAGACACAAACAAGAGGAAGUUUCUGCCAUUAUUAUCCAGAGGGCCUACAGGAGUCAUUUGUUUCAACGCUCCUUGAAGCAGGCCUCUUUCUUAUACCGUCACCAGGCUUGUGGUGGCAACAUGCUUGAAGUUGAGGCACCUGAGAAAGAAGGUCUUAUUGCAUUCAUGAUGAAUGAAAAUUAUGGUAGGCCAAUAGACAAAUCAGAAACUGUGUCUUCAACAUCUUUCCCUCCAUCCUAUGACAGUGUCACCAGAGCCACUAGUGACAACCUCCAGCUAAAGGUGACAGACUCUAGCAAAAGUGAUGAACCAGUAGAUUAUCUGCUAUCUCCAGACAGAGAUAAAGAAUCAAUUGUCUAAAUGUUUGUUUAGAAUGCUUUAAAAUAUUGUUCCCAGCAUGUAAUGACGUAAAUAUACAGCAAUCAAAGCAGCUUUCUUAUUAAACAUUAGUUGCAAAAGAAACAGUGGAGUUUUUACCCUUAACUAUGGGAGUCGAUAAGUUAUAACCUUUGACCCUGCUCUUUUCACCAUUGCUCAAUGUUUAUGUAUGUAUAGGAAGAAUCUGUGCAGGGUCAUAGCUGUUAUAUCAGUGCUGUGAUUAUGAAUAUGCUAGACUGUAAAACAGUAAACACAGUGUAUAUAUAUAUCCACAGAUAAAGCCAGGCUGUAAACAUUCAUUUAAGAUCUUACUCAUAUUAGUGUGUUUACUUAUGGCAAUGUAUGACCUUGCAUUCUAAAAAGAAAAAAAAAAUAUCACAGCUGCUGUAGCAAAAUGUAACACUUGCUGUAUAUGUUGUGAAUGGUCUUUCAUAAAUUUAUUAUAUUUGAUAUUUUUUUACUUAAAUCAAAUAACUGUCUCUUUUUCCAUGGAGAUAGAUGGUCCUUACACCCGACAUGAUAAACUCUGAACCAAGGUAACAAUAAUUGGUGGGACUCCCAUCAUUCACAGAGGAAAGUUGUUGCAAAAUAAAAUAUUUAAUCAACAACAUAUAUGACCUCCCCUUUGGGACAUGUAACUGCUUGUCAUCAGUAAUAAAAAAAAAUGAGGAGGAAAAAAGUGAUGUCAAAUAAUGAGAGAAAUGGUUUGUUCUACCCUCCAGGAAAUCAGACAGUAAUGGAUGCUGCUUGUAAAACUAUUAAUAAAAAUACUAAUUUUUUAGUAUGUUUCAAGAAUAUGCUUUGCUUGUUGUAAUCAAACUCUCUUAUGUAAUCUGAUGUAAAGUGCCCCAAAGCACUAAGUAUCCAGAUAGAUUUUCUGUUGAGUGAGUGGGAUAGGAUGUUUUCUCCAAUGACAUGGAGCUAAGCAUGUUUACUGCAAGCUCUAUGCAUCAAUAUUACUCUCUAAUGCUUUGAUGCAGGUUGUGCAGUGUGGGAGGAUUGUUACAGUGUUAUCAAUGGGGUGGGAGGGUCUGUACAAAAGUUCUGAUAUAUAGAAUCCCUUCUUGGUUUCUAUUUUGCACACUGUUGGAGGCUGUGUUUAGAUUACUGGGGAACCUUCCUUUUUGCAGGCAGGCAGAGGAAUAUUUGCAUGUGAAACACCAGUCUCAGGCCAAACAUGUAACAGCAAUGGGGUCCCAUUAUAAGUGCUUUAGGAGCAGACAUUUUUAGUGGUUUUAUAAUGUAAAAAAAUGUAAUUUAUUAUCAACCUUCCAGCUUUGGCAAAAUGUGAGGAAGUGUCUAUAUGAAAUAUAAAGCGACAAGUCCAUGAUUACAGAAACGUCCUCUCUUUGUUACUUUCAGAUAUGAUGGUACUUGAGUUUGGUGGGUCUUCAUGGGAGGUCUUGCCUGAGAAGUCUGUAAUGAGCGAUUGCACCACAAGGAAUAGUAGACAUGUUUUUCACCUUGCAGAAAAAGAAUUAUCAAGCAUGUAUUUAAGGUGUAUUGUAGUUGACAUUUAGUUACAUUCUGGAUUAUAAAGGUGUCAAAAUCCACAUGGGGUUGUUACUGAGAAUCUUAGCUAUCCAGCCACAAGACUAUAUUACAAUGAAAUUUUCCUGUGACCACAUCAUGUGUUGACAAAAUGAGUCAGAAUAUGUGAAGAAAACACAUAAGAUAAUAUGACUACAUAUA